Molecule: messenger RNA, 1977 nt
Organism: Manduca sexta (tobacco hornworm)
Lineage: Eukaryota; Metazoa; Arthropoda; Insecta; Lepidoptera; Sphingidae
Exons: 2
Coding region: 1-1977 (658 amino acids)
Molecular function (GO): zinc ion binding; nucleic acid binding
Source: RefSeq, a predicted model, not a curated record
AUGGCGGCGAUUGCGAGUGUCCGCCAAAAGAAAUUGCGGUCCUCGAAAGAGAAGGCUGCGCAAGAGGCCGCGGCCUCCAUUAUGGCGGCAGCAGCGGCCACCUUCUUGGAGUCGGAACCCGAGUCGGGUAACGAGGGGAUGAGGGCCGAUAUCGCCCGGCUAUCGACGGAGGUUGAGCGUCUCUCUAGGGAGAACGCGGAACUCAAGUCCAGCCGGGCCUCAGCCCUCGUUCAGUCCUCUCGUCCUGAAGAGACGCCUCCAGAGGUGAGUGCGGUGCAGCCGGCGGACAGGCAACAACUCCUGAGCCUGAUACGAGAGGGCAUCCGCCAGGAGAUCGGUGCCCUCUCUGCCCGGUUUGCGGUUCUGGAGGGCAUUGUCCUACGGCCACCUCUGGCGGGCUCCAAGAAGGCUGCGUCCUACGCGGCCGCCGCGGCUCCGCAACCCACGCCGGGGACGUCCGGCCUGACGAGCCAAAGCUCAGGGCCAUCCACGAGGCCAACGAAGCCGUCGUCGCCUCCGCCGCCUCCGCCUCCGGCCUCCCAGAGGACGCUCGCAGCCGAUAAGCCCAAAAAGGCGAAGGCUGCGCGGAAAGCGGCGAAGCCGGCGGAGCUGGCAGAGACGGCUCCCCCACCUACUCUCUUGCCUGCUGAUGAUGCCGGCUGGACAGUGGUGGGGGCCAAAGAGAGACCCGACGCACGGAGCGGCGGAAGGCGCAGCGGCAGCGCGCCAAGGAGAGAGCGUCGCCAAUAUGCUUCGCGCCCCGAAGUCCGCAGCUGUAGUCGUCACACUACAGCCGGAAGCGGUAAAGAAGGGCGUGACGUACGCGGACCUCCUUUCCAAGGCAAGGGGUUAAUCAACCCCGCGGAGCUUGGGAUUGCUGGGGGGUUGCGGUUAAGAGUAACCGCAACCGGAGCCCGGAAACUCGAGCUCCCGGGAGCCAGCAGUGGCCCGGCCGCGGACGCCCUAGCUGCAAAGCUACUUGCGGCGUUUGAUGCGGCCGAGGCUAGAGUGUCCAGACCCGUAAAGAGCGUAAGCUUGCGCAUAUCGGGUCUGGAUGACUCCGUCACGGUGGAGGAAGUGGUGGCCGCCAUUGUCGGGACUACGGGAUGCUCAGCUGAAGAGCUGAAGCCGGGAGCCCCACGUCCCGACUAUGCGGGUAUGCUGGCCAUCACGGUCAGCUGCCCCGUGACGGCGGCCAAAGUGGUAGCUGAGGGCCGGAGGCUUUUGGUGGGCUGGGUGUCGGCGCAGGUUAAGCUGCUCGAGCCCCAGCCUCUGAGGUGUUACCGAUGUCAGACCGGACAUCACGUCGGGGUAAGGUGUACCUCGGAGGUCGACCGCAGCGCGUUCUGCUUCCGCUGCGGUCAGCCCGGUCAUAAAAUCGGCUCGUGCAUCGCCGACAAGCCGCACUGCUUAGCCUGUGCGGCGGUUGGCAAGCCAGCCGAACACCGGGCGGGGAGUAGAGCCUGCGCCGCUCCCGCCAAUACCGGGGCAAACGCCGGCCCACGGCCUCCACUGCCGCUUCCGCCGCGGCUCCCGCUAGCGCUGCCGCUGCUACUUCUGGAGAGAGCGAACAUCAACCACUGCGCCAGAGCUCAGGAUCUCUUGCUCCAGAGCAUGGCGCGGUGGUCGAUUAAUAUCGCCGUGGUCUCCGAGCCGUACUUUGUCCCGCCCAGGAAUGACUGGGUGGAGGACCUGAGCGGCUCGGUGGCCAUCAUCGCGUCGGCCGCCGCCGGUACCCUGACCCACGAGCGGGUGAAGAGGGGCCAGGGUUGUGUCGCAGCUCGGUUCGGAGGGAUAGUCGUAGUGGGGUGCUACUUCUCUCCGAGCCGAACUCUCGCCGAAUUCCACAACUCCCUCAGGGAGCUGAGUGACGUCGUCGUCGAGUACGGUUCGCUUCCCGUCGUCGUGCUGGGGACUUCAACGCCAAGAGCCAGGCUUGGGGUUCCCGGUACACGGAUGUACGGGGCGAAUGGUUGA